AAAUAGUAAUCCACCGAUUUGUGAGAACCGAAAAAUCUCAGACCAAAGUCACGACCCUAGCCGCCUCCACCAGCGUAGAUCCCCCUACCCUGCCCACGCAGGCGAUUCUCGACGACCUCAACACCGGCUAGGGUUCACCCGCUGCCUCAUCACUGGACCGUCGCUCCGUUCCAUACUCGGGUAUUGCCAGAUCAAUUGAGAUGGGUUCGCGGCAAGAUUUUGCGUUCGGAUGGGAGCCGUGGACGGCACCGGCGUUGGAGGACCUGCUCCCACAACUCUCCCGUGAGGAGCAGCUACGAGUGCAAGACUAUUUGCGCCAGCACCAGCGUGUCCACAAGGACUUUCGUAUUUCACGGCACUCUGAAGGGGAGCGCGACUUCAUCAUCAUUCGCCAUGUCCGCUACGCUCUCCACCAUUACAAUGCCAAACACCCAGGUGAAGAGUUUGAUGCUGUGAAGCCUCUGAUGGAAGCCAGUGCGUUUUUCAGGGGCCAGAUGUGGUAUCACAUCAAUUUCUGGGCUCGCUGCCGCAAGACCAAAAAGAUCAAGCGCUUCUUUGCUGAGGUGCACUACAAGGCACCCUUCAGCAGCUUCGUCCUGCCACCACCAAUUCCAGGAGCUGAGAAGCCACUCAGCAGCAGCAACUCUGUCUGCUCGGACCUGCCACCACCAGUCCCAGGAUAUGAGAAGCCACCCAGCAGUAGCAGCUCUGUCUGCUCGGACCUGCCACCUCCAGUUCCAGGAGCACCCAGCAGCAGCAGCAGCUCCGUCUGCUCGCACCUGUCACAUUCUGUUCCAGCAGCACCCAGCUGCAGCUCCUUCUUUCCAGUCUUUAUUCCCAUCGUUGAAGCAUGCACCAUCAUCGAAGAGCCUCUUGGCCGGCAUUGGAAGAGCUGCGCAUUCUGUCGUGGUCACUUAGACAUUUUGCACCCAAAGGGUCGCAAGUUUGUUUGUGGAAAUGACAAGGACAGGGCGGUACAACGAAUCAAGCCCUGCAGGUCUCCUAUGGGGCUGAAGAUGCCAUUCACUUGCCACCUGGGCAGGGAUUCUAACAACUAGAUGACCCGUUGCACCAAAGGCACAAUUGUCUAAAGCAAGACUAUAGUCAAGUCAUAAGUUUUAUUCAUGUUUAUGUCCACAAGUAUACUGGAACCACGCCAGAAUUUGUUUCAUCAUGAAAGAAUUUCUUCAUAACACUAAAUUGUAUCAAAUGGUUUAUGAGUGUAGAGGGUUUUUUACUGGAUUUAAA
Molecule: messenger RNA, 1248 nt
Organism: Lolium perenne
Lineage: Eukaryota; Viridiplantae; Streptophyta; Magnoliopsida; Poales; Poaceae
Source: RefSeq, a predicted model, not a curated record